This is a messenger RNA of Colletotrichum higginsianum IMI 349063, 1476 nucleotides long. Its product is annotated as Heterokaryon incompatibility protein. The record is from RefSeq and is a predicted model, not a curated record. Lineage: Eukaryota; Fungi; Ascomycota; Sordariomycetes; Glomerellales; Glomerellaceae. Bases 1 to 1476 code for a protein of 491 amino acids. The transcript is spliced from 3 exons.
AUGGCCCAACUAUUUUAUCCAUCUACGCCGACCCUGCUCCCGCAACCGGGCAGCGACUUUCAAAUCGCACUGUUCAAGGAAUGGCUACGAGUGUGCCAAGAACAGCACAGCCACCAGUUCAAGUGCGAGGAUGAGUUCCCUACCCGCGUUCUUGACGUUGGAACCCCGGAACACCCCCAAAUUCGCCUUCGUGAUGGGACAGAAGCCAUCUCGAAGCGUUAUGUUGCGUUGAGUCACUGCUGGGGUGCCGAGCCGUGUUUCAAAACCCUCAGGAACAACAUCGAUCAUUUCAAGAAGCACAUCGAAUUCGAGGAGCUCCCAAAGACCUUCAGAGAUGCCGUCAAAGUUACCAGGGCUCUAGGCUUCCGCUAUGUCUGGAUCGAUUCCUUGUGCAUCAUUCAAGAUGACCUCCUUGAUUGGGAACGAGAAGCCGCCUCCAUGGGCCAUGUUUUCAGCUCUGCCAGCGUCACGAUUGCUGCUAGCUCUGCCAGGUCAUCUGCCGAGGGCUUUUUGCCAGCCAAAAGGGAGUGGCAACCGCGUGUCACCAUCAGAACAGCGUCAAAAGGGACCGCCUUUAUCUGCAUGUCCAUCAAUGACUUUCACCAGGACGUUGAGAAGUCGGCUCUGAACAAACGGGGUUGGGUCUUGCAGGAGAGAGCGCUCGCACGUCGCACCCUUCACUUUACGUCAUCUCAAGUCUAUUGGGAGUGUGGAAACGGUAUUCACUGCGAAAGCAUGAUGAAGCUGGGGAAAGCUGCCUUCCUGGGCGAUUCCGACUUCCCGAACUCGGCUCUGGGCUAUUUCAAGGGAGCAAGAAUCCUUCUUUUUCAGAAUCUGUACCAGACAUACUCAGCGCUCGAUUUCACCCACAUGACUGAUCGCUCCAUCGCCAUCAAGGGCCUUGAGGAAAGACUCGUAAAGGCCUUCAACACCAAAGGUGGCUUCGGAAUCUUCGAACGGUACUUGCACAGGAGCCUCCUUUGGCAAAGGGAUAGCGAGUCAGCCUUGGUCCACAUCACUCAUCCUCCGGGGAGACACAUACCCUCUUGGUCUUGGAUGGCAUACAGCGGCCGCAUCUCUUACUUGGAAGCGCCAUUUGAUCGAAUCGAGUGGCAAGAUCAUGUUCAGUCACCUCUCACCAGCGAAAGCGGACUCAAGCAGCACUGGAAGGCCGACCAAGUUUCCGUCGUCAGUCACACGCUACGAGGCCCCAUGAGGAAGCUGAAGCUGGAAGCAACAGAGCUGGAUGAAAGGAUAACCUUUGACCAAGAAGAACGGACAGCAGUCAGAGAUCUGCGGUGUAUUGUCCUUGGGGUAAAGAGAUUGGCAAGCCUGUCGGCAAUUGCUGAACACUACGUUCUUAUCAUCAAACCAGCUUCAUCCGGAGAAACAAAUCAGUACACAAGGGCGGGGGUGGGCAGUUUGCUUCCGGAGCACAUAUCAGAGGACGCGGAAAUUGAAGUUUUUGUAUCUUAG